UUUAGUGGUUCACGACUUAACUGUACUUGAAUUAUGAAUAUCUUAUUUCAGUAUAAAACAAAGAGGUCCAAACUUUUCAUUUAACAGAUAGAUUGUUAAUUUUCUGAAGAUCCAUUCUUCUAUUUUUCUCUUCGGAAGUAUGAAAGGAAGAACAAAUACUUUAUUUAUUCUUUUAAUGUCAGUCUACGGUUUUGCUAAUUCUAAUGGCAACAACUUUGUUAAUGAAUACUUUGAUACUGUGUUAAAUACAGCCUUGCAAAUGGAACUGGGAUCUUUAGGUCUCGAUCCGGUUUUCCUACCCGAUUUUGAUACUGAUUUCGACGACAGAAUAAAACUAAUUGGAAGAGUACAUGGUAUUGCAAAUUUCUACGAUGGUCAACUAGGAGGAUUAGGAAAUGCUCGAAGAAAAGGAGACUGUUCAGGACCAUUUUUAGAUUGGAACAUGCCUUUUAUUAAUUGUUCUCUAGGUUUAGAUGAUUUAAAAAUCUAUUUUAAAGGUAAGCUUAAGUACGGCAAGCUUCCAACAGUUUCAAUUACUGCCAGAGCAAAUUUAACGUCCACUCUCAUGUCAGUUAUAAUUGCCAACUAUCCGAUAAAUGUUAAUAAUUUAAGAUCAGUAUCAUUUUUAAAAAUUGGUCAGAUUCAGCCAAAAUUUACUGGCUUAGGUUCUCCUUUGAACAAAUACUUAGAUGUAUUGGAAAAAGGAUUUAUAGAUCACGCUUGGCCAGCUGUUAUUAACAUGAUAAGUUUAAAUUUUCUGUAUGCUUUGCAAAAUGCGGUUUUUGCAGUUCCAUUUAUGUGGUACACUGCGUUUUAAUUCUUCUUUUCAGUUUUAUGUAGUUACAAUCUAAAUUCAAUUGUUUCUGAAAUAAUUUCUAAAAUCUGUAGCCUCGA
Parasteatoda tepidariorum (common house spider) is the source of this 894-nucleotide messenger RNA. RefSeq lists its product as uncharacterized. NCBI's taxonomy places the organism in Eukaryota, Metazoa, Arthropoda, Arachnida, Araneae, Theridiidae. The record is from RefSeq and is a predicted model, not a curated record.